GUCUGUCGGUGUUUACGGUCAUAUUACCGAAAGACUCGUGCUUGAUACACCUUCAUAUUUCACUCCAUGUUCUGCAGUUGGGGUCUACCUGUUUCUCAAGUGUCAAGGAAGCGUUUACAACACAGACACGAUGUUUAUGUCAUCCGUGAUCUCCAAUCACCACCGAAUCUGCAGUGAGAAUUUCGGGCUACCUUUGAACGCACUUAACGGCUCCGACCAGAACUUGGAAAACGGCCCGACUACUUCUGACGACGAAUCCUUCUCACCUUCUCUGUUCAGCCCGAUUAGCUUCUCGAACCACGGCCGAUCCUUAUUUUCCUCGCCCACAUACCCGAGACAGAAAACUAACUCCAUCUCGCCCAUCAACAGCCCGACCCCGGAGCGCCAGGUAGGAGGCAGAACGUACGGAGUGAUGACCCUGGCUGAUACGUAUCACGUGACCAACUCGGAAGAAUUCGGACUGAUGAAUAACCAUUUCUUCGAUGAGCACCUCCGUCCAGAGAAAUAUCAGCAGGAUACGCUUCCGACCUACGAACACGCGUUGCAGACGUCGGAGGUUUUCGGCCAGACGACAGGUCACGUGGUUUGGGAUGACGACCGAAUCCCCACCCCAAGGGCCAGCACGGACACGUCGUUUCCUCAAGGAUCAGGUAGCAUCCGAAUUAUUAGUCACGCUUCAUCCACUUUAGAAAUGUCGUCGGACCUUCGCCGUGGUCAGCUGGAAGAAAAGCAACCAAUAAGGAAAAAACGAAUGCGUCAUGUGAUCUGUGGCAUUACUGCUGUUGUGACGGUAGUUGCCGUUCCAACCUUGAUACUUUUUCUGACAUCUCUAAGAACUGACGACAAACAGACAAACGUAAACACCGCACUGAACACGACGACGUCCGUGCCGCGAGCAUCAGUGACAGGCAAACCCAGCAGCCGCAGCAGACGAUACAUAUUUUGGCCAAGAUGGAGUGGGAAGCGAACCAAACUCGAUCAAGAAUUAGAGGUGUCGGUGUUAAAGGACUGACUUUGAUCCUGUUUUUAUCUGUGAAAUGCCUUAAAACACUGUUGACGAAUUCACUGAUGUUCCUUGGGGUAAUAUUUAUUUAUUUAUUUAUUUAUUUAUUUCUAUUAUUUAUUUAUUUUAUGUAUUUAUUUAUUUAG
Molecule: messenger RNA, 1149 nt
Organism: Gigantopelta aegis
Lineage: Eukaryota; Metazoa; Mollusca; Gastropoda; Neomphalida; Peltospiridae
Exons: 3
Coding region: 131-1012 (293 amino acids)
Source: RefSeq, a predicted model, not a curated record